Molecule: messenger RNA, 441 nt
Organism: Didymella exigua CBS 183.55
Lineage: Eukaryota; Fungi; Ascomycota; Dothideomycetes; Pleosporales; Didymellaceae
Exons: 1
Coding region: 6-395 (129 amino acids)
Source: RefSeq, a predicted model, not a curated record
CCAAAAUGGCACGGCCUAUAGAAGGUUUCGCUUCCGAUCGCGGCAUCCGCUCGCUCAAUCUUGAGCUCCGCAAGCUCCAAGAAGAUCCCCGGCGUGCUACUUCCUCCUAUGUACGCAUCAUCCGCACCAUGCAUGGGAAAUUGCUGCAUUUGUCGGCCGAGAAUAUCGAUAUAAAGGAAGAACUAGACAUGACCAAAGAAGCUGCGCGCAUGCUCAAUGAUAAGCUGGCAGAACAAUAUAGGCUCCAGGCUUUAAAGGAAGCCGAGAAAAACAAACAGUCGCAGAGGCCAAUGCACUACGAUCAAAACUGGAGACAGCUAGGCAGAAGAACCAUGCGCAAGCGGGUCUUAUCAAGCAGCUGCACAGGUAUGCCAUCGAUCAUACGACUCCGGUAGAAGUCAUUGAGUCGAGGAAGACCCAAGACAUGUAAGCAAUCUGCCU